Oikopleura dioica is the source of this 360-nucleotide messenger RNA. The record is from the annotation of a GenBank genome assembly. NCBI's taxonomy places the organism in Eukaryota, Metazoa, Chordata, Appendicularia, Copelata, Oikopleuridae.
AUGGACUUUACCGAAAAGCCCUUUGCAAUCACUUACAUUCAAGCAAUAGAAGGAACGAAAGUCAUUUUCGACCACAUCAUCGUCUUCUGGUCUUACGAAGACGGAUUCUACAUUGAAAACAACAAAAGCAAGGAGACGCUCACGGAUCUGGUCUACUCGUUAUCGAAGCGAUUCACGUUCAGAAUGGAUCCAGAUGACGAUAUUGAAGAUGUAGUUUCGGUUCCAGACAUUCCAACAACUGCCGUUGUAAAAACGCCCCUGGAGCACCGUGACACAAGCUUCCUCGAACUCUACAAAUUGCUGGUCAAUUUCAAAAACCCUUACUACCACAACAAAAAGCUCGCGAAAGCGAACUACUAA